UACAGGAAGCUAAGGAACAGCACAGGAAUACAAAACUGAUGAAUGCAUUGUUACGAUUGCAUCGAGAAGUAAGCCCAAAGCUUGCAGCUUGUGCAGCUGAUUUAUCCUCUCCCUAUCCUGAUUCUGCCCUUGGUUUUGAAGCUGUCUGCCAACUUGUUGCAUCAGCUCUUGCUUAUUGGCCAGUAUAUGGUUGGACUCCUGGCCUCUUCCACUCAAUUCUUGCCAGUGUUCAAACUACUUCAUCACUGGCCUUGGGUCCAAAGGAGACCUGCAGUUUACUUUGUCUUUUGAAUGAUCUAUUUCCUGAAGAACGUGUCUGGCUUUGGAAGAACGGGAUGCCCUUGUUGAGUGCCCUUAGGUCAUUGGCUAUUGGGACUUUAUUGGGACCUCAUAAGGAGAGACAGGUUGAUUGGUAUCUGGAGCAUGGUCACCUUGAGAAGUUGCUCAACCAAUUGACACCACAGCUCGACAAAAUUGCCCAGAUUAUCCAACAUUAUGCCAUCUCAGCUUUGGUAGUCAUACAAGACAUGCUUCGAGUUUUUAUAAUUCGCAUUGCUUGCCAAAAAUCUGAACAUGCUUGUAAACUUCUGCGGCCUAUAUUAUCAUGGAUACAUGAUCACAUUUCUGACUUAUCUUCUCUAUCCGACAUGGAUGCUUACAAGAUUUAUAGGUUCCUUGAUUUUCUUGCUAGCUUACUGGAGCAUCCAUAUGCCAAGGCGCUGUUGCUAGGAGAGGGUUUUCCUCAGAUUCUAACUAGAGUGUUAGAGAGUUGUUUUGAUUCUAUUGAUUCAGAUGGGAGGCAGAUUUCAGAUUCUAGAGAUUAUGCUAAAUAUGGGUUUGCUUUGAUUAGUUGGUGCAUCCCAGUUUUUCAAUCUCUCUCACUACUAUGUAGUUCUCGAACAUUUUCCCAAUAUAAUGGGAGACAUGAUACGCACAAUUUUGACAGUUUGAGCCCCAAAGAUUGUUCAGUAUUUAUAAAUCAGCUCUUGAAGUUUUGUCAGGUCCUACCGGUUGGAAAAGAAUUAGUGUCUUGCCUUACAGCUUUUAAAGACUUGGGUUCUUGCACUGAAGGGCGUAGUGCAUUGAUGUCUGCUUUGCGAUAUAGUGGCAAUUCUACUCGUGGGGAACUUGAAUCAGAGAGAGGACAUGAAAAGAAUGGAAAUUUUCAUUUUCUGAAUGAAUCUGAAUGGAGAAACUCUCCCCCCUUGCUAUGUUGCUGGACAAAGUUGUUGAGAUCUGUUGAUUCAAAAGAUUGUUUAUCAACUUAUACAAUUGAUGCUGUUAAUGCAUUGUCUUUAGGUUCUUUGUGCUUUUGCAUGGAUGGGAAUAGUUUAAACAUGAAUGCUGUUGUUGCAUUGAAAUUCCUUUUUGGGCUUCCUGAUGAUAUGGCUGGGUUACGUGGCUUUCCAGAAGAGAACAUAAACUGUAUCGAGGAAUUCUCCACUCUGUUAAGUUCAAGGAUCAGUGAUGAUGACUAUCAAUCUCCAUCGGAUAUGCAUGUCACCAUGUGUCAGGUUUCAGAGUCUGUGAAAUCAUUGUUGUUAUUGUUCCAAAAUUCUACUGCUGCUGUUAAGGUGGACGAUACCAUUCUCCGUGAAAGUGUUUCUUUUCCUCUAAACAAUUUUCAAGAUCCUUCAAGAAUUCAUCACUUCGGACAAGGCAUGGGUGAAAAGGCAGAUGACAACCUUUACUUACAAGGAUUUGAAGACGAGUUUUCAUGGGAAUUGCCAGAAACUUUACCUGAUAGAUUGUCGCAGACAGCUCUUCCUUCAAGAAGAAAACUGCAACCAGCUGACAGCUCAAAUAGGCGUGCCAGAGGAGACAAUUCAGUAGUUGAGAUAACAAAUCCAACUACAUUUUCACGGGGAUUGGGUCCAUCUACAGCCCCUUCUGGUGCUACACGAAGGGAUACUUUUCGACAGCGGAAACCUAAUACGAGUAGGCCUCCAUCUAUGCAUGUGGAUGACUAUGUUGCAAGAGAAAGGAGUGUCGAUGGUGUUGCUAAUUCUAAUGUUAUAGCUGUUCAGCGAGUAGGAUCUUCUGGGGGGAGGCCUCCUUCUAUUCAUGUGGAUGAAUUUAUGGCCAGACAGAGGGAACGUCAAAAUCCUGCUGCAUCAGGGGCUGAGGCAGUGUCACAAUCUAUGAAUGCAGCUCCUAUAAAUGGAACAGAUAAUGAAAAACUGAACAAGUCUAAGCAGCUGAAAACUGAUCUUGAUGACGAUCUUCAGGGAAUUGAUAUAGUGUUUGAUGGUGAGGAAUCUGAAACUGAUGAUCAGUUGCCCUUCCCUCAGCCAGAUGAUAAUCUGCAGCAGCCUGCUCCUGUAAUAGUUGAGCAAAGUUCUCCGCACUCUGUUGUUGAAGAGACUGAAAGUGAUGUUAAUGGAAAUAGUCAAUUUUCUCACAUGGCUACGCCUUUAGCAGCUAACGUUGAUGAGAAUGCCCAAACUGGGGCAAAUAGUUCAGGGUUCUCUGCUCCAGUUUAUAGUACACCUACAACAUCAUUGCAGUUGCCAGCAGAUUCAAGGGUAACUCCACAAAACUUCUAUCCAAAGAGCAGCCCCCAGUAUGUUAGUAACAUUCCUGUGGCAGCUGGAUCUCGAGGAUUAUACGAGCGCAAAGUUCUUCCAAAUCAGCCACCUUUACCUCCAAUGCCUCCUCCAUCAACAAUUUCACCAAUCCAAUCCGAUUAUUUGUCUGCAGCUAGUGGCAGUCCUUCAUUGUUGCAAUCUUCCCUUUCUGUGUCAGAUUCCAAGUUUAUGCGAACCUCUAUGUCUUCGCCUAGUGGAACUUCUAGGCCUCCCCCACCUCUUCCUUCAACACCACCUCCAUUUGCAUCUAGCCCAUAUAACUUAGCUUCCUUAAAUGCUUCUACAUCCCAACCAUCAGUUUACAAUCCUACUGGUAUGGGGAAAACUGAACUUCCUCACAGCUCUAUCGGACCUACUAUUGAUGCUCGACUUCCUGCUUCAGCUGCUGGUUUGACUUCUUAUCCACCUCCACCACUGAUGCCAUCCUUAGUUUUUAACAGGCCUGCUUCAAUCCCGGUUACACCUUAUGGAAGCACUCCUGCACAGCAGCAGGGUGAGAACCCUCCUAGCAUCUUGCAGAAUCCCUCUAUACCUCAGUCGUCUAUUCAGUCAAUACAUUCUCUUGUUCAGUUGCAGCAGCUUCAACGACCGUUGCAGCCAACUCAACAUCUUAGGCCAUCCGUUCAAUCUUCCCAGCAGUUAGACCAAGGGGUGUCUUUGCAAACCCCUGUUCAGAUGCAAAUGCAGUCAUUACAAAUGCUGCAACAAGCUCAUGUUUCUUCUGUUAAUCCUUAUUAUCAGUCCCAGCAGCCAGAGUUUUCACCAGCACAACAACAGCUGCAAGUCGAGCUUGUGCAACCCCAAGCUCUACAGCAAGCAGGUGGUGCAUCCCAGCAGCAUCAAGAUUCUGGAAUGUCCUUGCAUGAGUACUUCCAGUCUCCAGAAGCUAUUAAGUCUUUGUUGAGUGAUCGAGAGAAACUUUGCCAGCUAUUGGAGGAGCAUCCAAAGUUAAUGCACAUGCUUCAGGAAAAAUUAGGACAGCUGUAGCAACAUGAUAGCGGAUUGUGUGGAUGCUUCUACUGUAUCAUACUCCUGACCCGUAAUCACCGGUCCAACACUUCCCAAGUACAUCUCUCAAGGCACAACCAUAGUCGCAAUGUUUUCAAGAUUCAAAUGCUGUUGCCUGAUUAUGCCUUUCCUACAAAUUUUUGUAAUCAGUUUGAUACAUUCUUUUCCAUGUACUAUUAUUAAUUUGUAUCCUUUUUUCUAUACUUUUUGAUUUUAUUCAUGAGUAGGGGAAAAUUUUCCACCCCUAGUUUCCUUAUAUGCUUCUACUUCUAGCCAACCCGACAGUUUCUUCCUGUGUAUAUAUAUGCUGUACUGUCAGUCUACAAAUAGCUACCGUUGCCAACCCUGUCAUGUGUUGCUCAGAUUGUAGUGUAACUUUUGAAAAUCUAGAUUCAAAUCAAAUGCAAUGUUCUAACU
This is a messenger RNA of Durio zibethinus, 4013 nucleotides long. RefSeq names its product mRNA methyltransferase EMB2016. Gene Ontology annotation, molecular function: RNA binding. Gene Ontology annotation, biological process: mRNA modification. NCBI's taxonomy places the organism in Eukaryota, Viridiplantae, Streptophyta, Magnoliopsida, Malvales, Malvaceae. Gene Ontology annotation, cellular component: RNA N6-methyladenosine methyltransferase complex. The record is from RefSeq and is a predicted model, not a curated record.